This is a messenger RNA of Clupea harengus (Atlantic herring), 2572 nucleotides long. RefSeq names its product ribonuclease T2 (gene rnaset2). Gene Ontology annotation, cellular component: extracellular region. Gene Ontology annotation, biological process: RNA catabolic process. Gene Ontology annotation, molecular function: RNA binding; ribonuclease T2 activity. Lineage: Eukaryota; Metazoa; Chordata; Actinopteri; Clupeiformes; Clupeidae. The record is from RefSeq and is a predicted model, not a curated record.
GUCAAGCACGCGCACUCACUUGCAGUAUAAACAAUCUUGUUCCGACUUGUGGUGUAACUUGAAAUUAGAACAAACAGAACGAAGGAACAAACCAGCUGGGGCUGCAAACAACAAGGCUACUCUGAAGCAUGCUAUCUGGAAAAAACAGGGUUUGAAAUGAGAGCGUUUGAACUUGUGACACUUCUGUGCCUUGGUCUGGCGUCGUCCACCUACAUCCCUUUGUGGAAGCCAUGGACCAAGCUUAUUCUGACUCACCACUGGCCAGAAACAUUCUGUACUAUGGAACAUUGCAAAGAACACUAUAAAUACUGGACUUUGCAUGGCCUGUGGCCAAACAUUGGCAUAGCAUGCAACUCAUCAUGGAAGUUCAACAUGAGUGAAAUACAGGACCUAAAGCCAGACAUGGAUAAAUACUGGCCAAAUCUUCUACAUCCAACUUCAGCUGAGUUUUGGAAAUAUGAAUGGCAUAAACAUGGAACAUGCGCUGCAACAAGCGAGUCCCUGAACAGUCAGCAUAAGUACUUCAGCAAAGCUCUUGAACUGUACAAAAUGUUUGACCUCACUGGCGUCCUGACCAAAGCUGGUAUUGUGCCCGCAGAGCAGAAUUAUCAGACGGAUGCCAUUGAAGCUGCCAUCGAAAAGGCUUUUGGUGCGAAACCAAAGAUUCAGUGUGUUCAUCCAUCAGCAAAGGCUGAACAGGUUCAGCAAUUGGGCCAGAUCGAAAUCUGCGUGAACAGCGACUUUAAGCCGAUCGACUGCGAGAAGUCAGAGGAUGACCUGUGGAGCCGAGUCAAUGACGUUCUCCUGUAUCGCUUCAGAGGGGUCAGGGGUUUCAGCGUCUGCGACCUGAACAUGCCAGUGCACUAUCCACUGCCAAUGGAGAACUUCUAGUUGCAACAUUUCCUGUUGUGGGUUUGUUUCCCCCCCCCCCCCCCCAAUCAGACAUGGUCAUGCAAAACAUGGUUCUAAAGUUCCUCUUUGAGGGUAAAUAUCUCAACAAUGGUUUAGAGUUUGAGGUAUGACUCAGACAUGUGACGUACGUCAUGAGUGUGACUGGAAAUGUUGUUUUGAUGGUAAAAACCACAUGAUUGUUUCCGUUUAUGAAAAUGCUGUGGUGGUCAGCAAUCACAAUCAGACUUUUCCCCCACUGUUUUAUUCUCCCGUUGUUUCCCUCUCUCUGUCUUUCUCCCCUCCAUCUUAACCUUUUCUCCGUUCCAAAACCUCAAACCUGUGUCUGGCAGCAUUGAAACUCGUGCCAGUUUUAAACAGUAAUGGGCAACUCUGAAAGAGCAGCUUUGUUUCUGCUGGACAUCAAACAAAUGUAUCCUCUCUUCCCUUUUUCCUUUCACACUACCCUUUUUAAAGAAGGAAGAGGGGCACAUGGUCACUUCAGGGGAGAAACAGCACUGCCCAUAUGCUUUGUAUGUCUUUUGAGUAAAUAUGAGUGCGGUAUGCAACAAACAUCACUUCUCUUUUAACAGGGUUUUAGUUAUUUGAGUCACGACAAGUAGGGUCUCUGAUUAUUGAUAUUUUUAUCAUGUGUAAUGUUUCUAGGCCAGAUACUUUGGCAUUAGCCCUAGGGUUAGGCCCUGUUAGUCUGCAAGCCAUUUUCACCAAGAAGGUGGUCUAGAAGAGGAAUCUCCUACAAUCAGAGGCAUUAUUUCCCAUUCUUUGUCAUUACCUUCUUAUCUUCAUGGCGGUAGAUUUUUGUAUCAGAAUAAGAGUUCAACAGCAUAGUGUCUUUUGGUCUACAGUUUGUCUCUUCUUCAGGCCUAUGGAAGAGAGGGAUGAACAGUUCUCUCUGGUCACUAACAUUCUGCAGUAUAACUCAUUAUUCCUUCGCCAAGAAACAAACCUUUCAUGGGCAUUGUGAUGAUGUUGAGUGGGGUUUUGUAAAAGUGUCUUUUUUGAGGGAACUAAUAUCUUUUCAUUUUUUCUUCUGUUUGUAAAUUGCAUUCAGACAUAACACAUUUCCCUACAGAAUUGUUUCUAUUUUAUAGCUUUAGCUAGUACUUAAGUUAAUCAUGUUGUACUGAGCUGCAUUUGGUGAAGUUUUGGUGGCUGUGGUUUGGUUGGCUUGCUUUAGAGUGACAGUAGAAUUUGCCAACUAAAUGCUGUGAUGGAACUCCAAACAUGGUCAAGCAGAGUAUUUUUUAUUUUUUUCUCACCUGUGUUUACUUGUUGUUGCCUUUGUCCAUUUAAUUUCCCUUUUAUUAUUACUUUUUUAUGAGUUUUAUGAAAUUCUGUUAAUCUAAUUUGCACAGCCAUUCCUUGAUCCUCUUGUCCUGCACAUACGUGUUAUAACCACAAGGGGGCAGCAUUUAUUUGCUGGGAGAUUCUCUGCUGUAAUGAAGAGGAGAGCACACCUGUGUUUGUACUAUUGUUUGUAUUGUUAUGGAAAUUGAUCUGUAACAGUAUUGAAAUGGGAUGUGGAUUUUCAUAAAUCAACACUUUAAAUGUGGGAAUCAGGUUUUUGAGAUAAUUAGUGAUACUACUGUUUUUUUGCAAUUUUUAUUGCAAUGUCUUAAUUAUCAUAAUGAUUUAACAACAAAAUAAACAUUUAACACCCCUU